AUGUCCGAUAUAAUCGAGCGUGACGCGCCGGCCGCGCGCGCAAUCACUCCCCCAUCGCCAUCGCCGUCCCCGCCAGCAUCGUCGCGCAUGCUCGCGGGCUCGGGAUCGGCCGGCUGGCCAGGCGCCAAGAACCCCGCCGCCUCCACUCUUCCCGCGUCUCUCACCAUGCCCAGCGCAAGGUCCUCGACCUCCCCUUCCUCCUCCUCGGCGUCGUCCCCGACAAAGACCUCGACGCCCACAGCGACCACCGUGACGAGCAUGAGCGCGCGCGCGAGCUCCAAUGGCUCGCCCUCGAAACACGCGCGCACCGAGAGCAACCAAAGUGCGGUCAGCACCAACACGACCUCGGACGUGUCGUUUGAAGAGGUCGGCUUUGACGACGGUACCUCCCCCUGGACCGAGGCGCCCAACCUCUCGAGCUUGCACUCUGGCUCGCCCGCAAGGAGCGAGAGGACGGUCCUGGGCUCGUUGGCGACCAGUACUUCGUCGCCGGCACGCGCGAGCGUCAAGACAAUCGGCAGUGUGUACAGCGGCCACUCGGCGGGCACCUCGCCAGCCAAAUUUGGCGGACUAGGCCUGAGCGUCAUGGGCGGGCGCGAGGGCGAGAUCCCGCUCGUCCUCGGUAUCGCUGUUGUGGACUUUAACCACCUCAUCGGCCCCACUGUCGAGUUUGCGUACCCCGAGUCCCUCGCGGCGGCUGUCCAGGCCGAUGACGACCUCGCACGCCUCCUCCCCUUCCUUGCGCUCCCGGACGGCUCCCACCUCAGCGACGAGGAUUACUCAUUCUUCCACUGUAUCUAUCAGCCGCCAGCCGAGGGCGCCCCCGAGACCGAUGUCCCAGGCAACCGCACCCUCUUUGGCAUCUCGUGCAACCGCCAGAUCGCGGCCGCCGACCUCCUGCGCAAGGGCUCGGACGUGACACGGAGCAUGGUCCAAAAGGCAGUCAUCGUGCUGGCAUCGCAGCCAGUCUUUGGGCCCGUGCGCGACCGCCUCGGCGUCGUGACGCGUGCAUUCUUUGCCCAGCGCGACUUUGGCAACACUCAGAUCCUCGAGGACUUUUACGAGUCGCUCAACGCAAGCUUGGAAGGCAAGGCGGGCGAGAAUGCUAUUUAUAUGGGAACCUCCCUUCGCGAGCUGGUACACAAGUUCCGGCACCGUACCCUUGUGCUCCUCAAGAUGCUCCUUUUGCAGAAGCGUAUCAUGCUGUUUGGCUACCCCGUCGAGAUGCUGUGUACAUACCAGUACAGCCUCGUGUCCUUGGUACCAGGUCUCCUUAUGUCUUUGCGGGACUGCGGUGCACCCCAUUUGGACGGGCGCAAGAACCGUCUCCGUCCUACCUCAUUGCGCACGAGCGAUCGUGCCAGUCUCUUGCGAUACAUGGGUCUUCCCCUGCACCUCUUCGGUGCCGACGCCAUGUUCCAGCCGUAUCUCCCUCUCCAGCAAAUGGACAUGCUGCAGGCCCACGCGUGGCUUGUGGGCACCACCAACCAGAUUGUCACUCAGCAGCGGGACUGCAAGUAUGACGUCCUUGUCAACAUCGAGCAGAUGAGCUUCACAUUCUCGGAUCCCAAGAUCGAGAGGUUGGUCCAGCUCACCACUGCCGACCGCAAGUGGAUGGACGACAUUGUGCGCGUCGUCGAGGAGUCUUGGAACAUGCCCGAGGGAGAACGACCUGGCUUUGUGGGCAGCGACGACGACCUCCGUGCACGAUUCGAAGAGUACAUUUGCGCCUUCCUCGCGUCGCUCAAGUACUCUGACUUCCUGUCUACCAACGGCGCAGCAAUGGGUGCGGCUGAGCAGAACCCUCUCGUCGCCUUCUCCGAGCCAUAUGCGGCCGCGUUCCGCCGGACAACCGCGUUCGAGGUGUGGGACUCGACCACCGACCCCGUCAUCUUUGACCUCAGCGAGCCGCGCCACCCAUGCGACGGCCAGUCCAACGCCGUGUCCGACAUUGGCAUCCGCAUUGCCGAGGGCCUGCACGACCUGCGUCUGGACGAGAGUCUGGCCCCCACACGCGAGGCUCUGUCCACGGCGUUCGCCACAACCUCGUCGUCCUUCUUCAAGGCCUUUGACGGCGUGCGGUCCGAGGUGAACAACCGUAUCGAGGCCGAGCGCCAGCGUCGUGCUGCCGCAGCAGCAGCGGCAGCGGCCAACCCCCCUGCCAACCCCCUGCCCACGACCGCCGAGACACCUACAACUCCUACAAUGGCCGCCGAGGCGCCCGUCCCGGCCCCGGCACCUGCUGCUGCUCCUGCACCCGCUGCACCCCAGCCGUCGACGGACAUGCGCGCUGCCCUGGGCAACUUUGGCUCGUCCGUGGGCUCGUUCUUUGGGUCUCGUAUUGCCAGCUUGCAGAAGCAGGCACCUCCGCCAGAGAAGAAGAGCGGGCUGAGGCCAAUGAGUCUCCAAGCAUCGUCCCUCCAGAACGGCAGCCCCCGCUCGAGCCCGCAGAAGAAGCCUAGCGGAACCGGAAGCCCUUCAUAA
Apiotrichum porosum is the source of this 2484-nucleotide messenger RNA. RefSeq names its product late secretory pathway protein avl9 (gene AVL9). The record is from RefSeq and is a predicted model, not a curated record. Gene Ontology annotation, cellular component: cytoplasm. Bases 1 to 2484 code for a protein of 827 amino acids. The transcript is spliced from 9 exons. Lineage: Eukaryota; Fungi; Basidiomycota; Tremellomycetes; Trichosporonales; Trichosporonaceae.